AUGGAUCUCUUCGCUCCUCUGCUCAAACUUUUUGGCCCUCUCCAUGGACUGGGUGGAAAUGCGGGACCCCUUCAAAAUGCCAUCGCUUCAGGUCUCGGUGGUGCUCUUUUUGGAAGAGCCUAUGAAGAAGAACCACAAGAUCUUGAAGAGAAAAACGAGCAAAGAGAAGGAACAGUAACUGGACCGCCACAAGCUGGAGGAAAUAUUGGGUUCGUGCCUGAACUCACCUCCCAAAUGGCUUCGGGUUUACUCGGCGGCGGUGGAAGUAGUGGAAGUGGCAGCGCGAGCGGAUUUGUUGAAACAAUACUAUCAAUGUUUGACUCCAACCAUGAUGGACUUCUCACCAAAAACGAGGCCAAGAAGGCAGCGUCACAAUUUGAUAUUGGAUCUCGUGAGUUGAAG
This is a messenger RNA of Rodentolepis nana, 402 nucleotides long. The record is from the annotation of a GenBank genome assembly. NCBI's taxonomy places the organism in Eukaryota, Metazoa, Platyhelminthes, Cestoda, Cyclophyllidea, Hymenolepididae.